Molecule: messenger RNA, 1777 nt
Organism: Cuscuta europaea
Lineage: Eukaryota; Viridiplantae; Streptophyta; Magnoliopsida; Solanales; Convolvulaceae
Source: the annotation of a GenBank genome assembly
AAGGUAGCCACUCGCCCCCAGAAAGAACUCAUAUAUGACCGACCGAUCGAUCAGUCACGGUCACACGCUGGUGGCGAAACUAGCAUAACUACCUAGCUAGCGCGGAGAUGACACUGUCUUUAUGUAACCACAGCUUCCCCCCUUUAUUAUACUCGUAUUCUUCACCACCGUUCCGUCUAAUUGCAGCCUCUCACCACAAGACUUUCAUCACUACUGGAGUCUCCGUCGCAAUCUCAUUAGGACUUCUCAUUUCUCCGUCAUCACUUGCUUCAGAACUUCCCUUGAACCAGUCAUCCGCCAUUUCUCUGGUACAGAGCAAUGACAAGGACCAGUUAAAUUGCCGCGAAGAUGAGCUGGAUCUGAGUGCGUCUGUUGCCGAACCUGAUUUGGUGACCAAUGAUGGAAUUGUGGCGGACGUGUGGCACAUUGUCAAUGAUAGCUUUCUCAACACUGGCCGUCGCUCUUGGUCUCCCGAAACUUGGCUCAGUAAGAAAGAGGACAUCACGAGUACACCAAUUCUGUCAAGAGCAAGAGCUCAUGAUAUUAUUAGGCGGAUGUUGACCAGCUUGGAUGACCCUUAUACACAUUUCCUUUCACCUGUAGAGUUCUCCAAGAUGGCAAGGUACGAUAUGACUGGAAUUGGAAUAAAUCUUAUGGAGGUUCCAGAUGACAAUCAGGGUGUGAAACUUAAAGUCUCAGGUCUCAUCUUGGAUGGCCCUGCACGUAGUGCUGGUGUGAGACAGGGAGAUGAACUAAUGUCUGUUAACGGCAUAGAUGUUAAGGGGAAAUCUUCUUUUGAAGCAUCAUCACUCAUACAGGGUCCCGGUGGAACAUUGGUGAAACUCAUGGUCAAGCAUGGCAAAUGUGGACCAGUGGAAUCCGUUGAUGUUGAAAGACAGACCAUUGCUAGGACUCCAGUUUUUUAUCGGAUGGAGCAAAUUGAUCACGGUUCUAGUCUUGUUGGUUAUGUGCGCCUUAAAGAGUUUAAUGCAUUGGCCAAAAAGGAUAUAGUUACCGCAAUGCAGCGACUUCGUGAUAUGGGUGCAUCAUCUUUUGUUCUUGAUCUCAGAGAUAACCUUGGUGGACUAGUACAGGCAGGCGUUGAAAUUGCCAAACUUUUCCUGAAUGAAGGGCAAAUGGUAACAUACACUGUUGGAAGGGACCCACAGUACACUAAGAGUAUUGUUGCAGAAUCUCCACCUCUAAUUACUGCCCCUGUUAUUAUUCUGGUGAAUAGAAAUACAGCAAGUGCGAGUGAAAUUGUUGCCACUGCACUUCAUGAUAACUGCAGAGCUGUUCUCGUGGGUGAGCAGACGUAUGGAAAGGGUCUGAUUCAAUCUGUUUUUGAGCUUCAAGACGGAUCAGGUGUGGUUGUUACUAUUGGGAAGUAUGUUACACCAAAUCACAUGGACAUUAAUGGAAAUGGUAUUGAACCGGAUUUCAGGAAUCUCCCUACUUGGAAUGAAGUCACCAAAUACCUGUCUAAAUGUCACAAACCAAAUAGAGGAUAAAGCAAAAUUUGCUGAUGUUUAGAAUUGACCAAUAAUCUGAUCUGCUUAUGACUCCAGUUUAGGCUCGUCUGGAUGUGGUUGUGUUAAACAAGGUUGUGUUUUACUAAAAAACAGUAUAAUUCAGCUACACACUGCUUAUGAUGGGAGUUUCUAAAAGUAAUAUUUAGCUCGAAAGCACUUCACAAGAAGCUCAUUUUCCAUUGCUUCUUCUGAAAGCACUUUUACGUGUUUUAUACUCUUGUUAUUUAGUCAUCUAAAAAUGUCAC